This is a messenger RNA of Leptosia nina, 852 nucleotides long. Lineage: Eukaryota; Metazoa; Arthropoda; Insecta; Lepidoptera; Pieridae. The record is from the annotation of a GenBank genome assembly.
AUGACCACCUUCAAGUUCAAUUUUAGUGGUCCAGAACCUGAUCAUAUAGAGGUUCAAACUAAAGGCAAUGAUAAAAAAACUGAAUGGCUUAAAUCUGAGAAUGUUGAAAUUACUGAUCAAAUUGAAAAUUUAGAUAUCAUUGCGAAACAAGCUAAGAUGUUUACAUGUGGUGAUGUCGAAAUCGGACAUGUUUUAACUAAUGCUUUAUCAAUUCAAUUUAACGAUGUUGAAGAAAAUGCAAUUGAACUAGCAGAAAAGGAACACAGUGAUCUUGUAACAGGAAAAUAUGAAGGAGGAUUAAAAAUAUGGGAAUGUACUUAUGACCUCGUUGAUUUUGUAGAAAAAAAUAAAAUUGAUUUAGAAGAUAAGCAUGUGUUGGAUUUAGGAUGUGGUACUGGUAUAUUAGGUAUCUAUGCAUGGCUCAAAAAAGCUAAAGUUACCUUUCAAGAUUAUAACAAAGAAAUACUUGAACAUGUAACAAUCCCUAAUGUUUUAUUAAAUAUGGAAGAAGAGGACAAUAUGAAGGAAAUACAGAGAUGCACAUUUUAUUCUGGUGACUGGAAAUUAUUUAAUGAUAUGUUAUCUUCAGAGAAAAAAUAUGAUGUAAUUCUUACUUCUGAAACCAUUUAUAACUUGAACAACUAUGAUAAGCUUAUCAAAUUAUUUGAAGACAGAUUAAAUGACGAUGGAAUUGUAUAUGUAGCUGCAAAAACUUAUUAUUUUGGAGUUGGUGGAGGUAUGAGACAAUUUGAAAAAGCUAUUAGUGGCACAGGUAAAUUUAAAACAGAAAUUGUGUGGAAAACAUCAAGUGGAAUACAAAGAGAGAUUUUAACAAUAAAGAAGUCAUUUUGA